Molecule: messenger RNA, 285 nt
Organism: Penicillium arizonense
Lineage: Eukaryota; Fungi; Ascomycota; Eurotiomycetes; Eurotiales; Aspergillaceae
Product: mitochondrial 37S ribosomal protein uS19m
Exons: 4
Coding region: 1-285 (94 amino acids)
Biological process (GO): translation; ribosomal small subunit assembly
Cellular component (GO): ribosome; cytosolic small ribosomal subunit
Molecular function (GO): RNA binding; structural constituent of ribosome
Source: RefSeq, a predicted model, not a curated record
AUGUUCCCCACACGCGCCCUGCUAGGCCGGUCGGUCUGGAAAGGCCCAAACAUCGUCCCUAUCGCUCUCCCGCGCACUCUCCCCCCUCCCCCGAACACACCCCCAAUCCGCACCACGAAACGCGCAGCAACCAUCCUCCCGAACUUCGUCGGUCUGCGGUUCGCCGUUCACAAUGGCAAGACAUACGUUGAGAUCCAGGUGACGGAGGAGAUGGUCGGUCGCAAGCUUGGGGAAUAUGUUGCUACCCGCAAGCGUUUCACAUACAAGCAGUCUAAGAACAAAUAG